CCGUACUCAUCAAGUUUAUCCUCUCAUACUUUAGCUCGGUUGAUCCUCGUUACUAUCCCUCUUCGAUUAUUAGCUGAAAUUUUGACAUGGGUGCUAUUCGACCUUUUGAAAUUCUCAGACCAUGUCCUCAAUAUGCUCCGGAUUUGGGUAUCCCCGUCUCCAUGGUGAAUGUAAAGGGCCUUGCCCGUUUGAAGAAACAGGACCCGAAGGGGUUGGGACAGGGCAUCCAGAAGCCCGCCACCGCCCUCUUUAAGAAAGCCGAGGGCGAUGCCGCUGCCGGCAAGAGGAAGGCAGUGGCCAAGGGGUCCCCCCCGGCUACCAAAAAGCCGAAAAAGGGGGAUGUCGCCGAGAAGGAGCCCUCGGUCAUUAUCGCUGAUGAGCCCCCCGCCUCCGGGGUGCAGGUGGAGAAGCUGCCGGUUGGAACGCCGGCGGGGGCAGAGGAGUCGCUGCCUGAGAUCCUCACAGUUGCGUUCCCGAGGGGUAUGUCUUUGGCCAGCGGCGCCGUCGACCCGGGGGCCAUCCUAAGGGGUAUGACCCCUGAGACGGAUAGGGCUGCCCUCGGGGCCUACAAUGAUGCGGCCCUCGAGGACCACAUUCUCCGCUCCUCCCUCUCUGCUUGCUUAGCCCUCGGCGAACAGGAUCGGAGGCUUCAAGAAUGGCGCCUUCACAGAGCGGAGCAAGACGCCAGAAUGAGGGAGUGCCUUUUCAAGAACCAGGAGGCGGUGAAGCUGGGGGCCCAGCUAGAAGAGGAGUUCCGGUAGAUGAGCUUGAAACUGGAGGCUGCAGAGAAAGGCAAGGCCGAUGCUGAGGCCGCUGCCAGGAGAGCUGCUAAAGAGGCCGAGGACUCCAAAGCGCUAGCUGUCGCCAGGGCUCAGGAGGAGGCCGUUGAGGCCUUUGUCGCCGAGGGUUGGAGAGCCGAGGGGCGCAAGAUGUGGGUGUCCUCGGUCGUGGAGGCCUGCAUUGAAGAAUGGGCCGAGGGCCCUGGGUGGGAAUGGAUGGCCCGGAAGGGCAGAGAGUACUAUGAAGCCGGCGAGUUCUUCACCCAGGCCCUCAUCUACCGGAGGAUGGCCCGACAUUUGGGCAUCGAGCAAAAGGACUUCUCCCCCUCGGCGUAUGGUCUUCCCCCCUUGCAGCCUGAUGUUCGUGAGCCGCUCCCGGAAGGUGUUCAGAGGCCCGACCUUGAGGACACGGUGUUGAAGAAUGAGGCCGAGGACGACGCUGUCGAGACCGGAGCGGAGGCAUCAUCGAGGCCGGCUGUAGAGGGCGCCCCAGUGAACGAUGCUGUCGUAGUCGUGGAAUGAUUUUGUACUUAGAAAUCUUUGAACAUCUUUUGUAAUGAACAACAUUGUUCCUUCGGCUUCGGCCCGUUUGUAAAUUCACACUUACUCUUGUUUUUGAUGAAAUGCAUGCUGCCUCCGGGCUUUUCAUAUUCGAAUACGCCUUAUGUUUUGGAUG
This is a messenger RNA of Cuscuta europaea, 1455 nucleotides long. Lineage: Eukaryota; Viridiplantae; Streptophyta; Magnoliopsida; Solanales; Convolvulaceae. The record is from the annotation of a GenBank genome assembly.